UCGAUGGUUGCGAUAAUUUUCAUCGAAUGACCGAAUGAUGCAGUCCCAUAUUGGCAGAAAACGUCGGCGUAAAACAGAAACUUAUUAGAAUGAAAGAGACGGAUAGAUCAAUUUGUGUCCUGCACUCUCAUCAGUUUCUGCUUUACGCCGACGUUUCUGCCCACAUGGGACGGGUCCGGGUGCUUCGCGGCAUGAUCGAAUAAGCGAUGCGCAGUGCGCAGUGUUAGCGAAGAUUGUGGAUUAUUUUUUUCGCCUGCUCUGGACAUUGCAUUGGGCCAACUUCCCAAUCUCAAUUCUCAAUAUUUGGCCCAAUCAGAUCUAAUUCAAUCCAAAUCGGUCUCAAGAAGUAGUCUAAGUAGUCUCGUACUAAAGUUAGUAGUACGUAGUUGUUAAUGAAGGUUAGUCGACGGUUAGGGUGAUUAGAUUUUCGCUCGGCUCGUCUAGGACCUAAAAAUGAAAUUAGAAGUAGAGUAUUUGACUCAAGAGCACCUCACGGGCUUCGAAAAUUACAAGUACAGUUGUGUGGACACCAGCCCUCUUAGCAUUUACAUUACGCAUCCGUUUUGGGACAGAGUUGUUCAGCUUUGUCCAAGAUGGGUAGCUCCGAACGUUUUGACAUUCUCAGGCUUUCUGUUCACUGUUUUCAAUUUCCUGUUGUUUGCAAGUUACGAUUAUUACCUUUACGCAUCCAGUGAUGCCUAUCCAGCGUAUGCAGCAAUACCAAAAUGGGUUUUUGCUGUAGGAGCCUUCAACAUUUUUAUGGCACACACACUCGAUGGCAUCGAUGGAAAACAAGCAAGGCGGACACAAACGUCAGGUCCUUUAGGAGAACUCUUCGAUCAUGGUUUAGAUAGUUGGACUACCAUGCCAAUUACAGUUUGCAUGUUCUCAGUAUUUGGGAGAGCAGAUCAUAGUGUUUCUCCCUUACGAAUGUACUUCAUCCUGUGGAAUGUUUUUGGCAAUUUUUACUUGAGCCAUUGGGAGAAAUAUAAUACUGGAGUUUUAUUUUUGCCAUGGAGUUAUGACGCUUCCAUGUUGGGAACCAUAAUAGUCUUUAUUUUGACGAGCUUUGGUGGACACCAAAUCUGGAAGUUCGAGCUACCGGGCGGAAUAUCUGCCGGUAUCAUGUUCGAAAUGUUUUUGUAUAUAAGUGCUUUAAUAUCUAGCUGUCCAGUAGUGCUGUGGAAUAUUUACAAGUCAUACCGAGAUAAAACCGGUAAAAUGCGGACUUUCUCGGAAUCUGCGAGACCCUUAGUGCCUUUGGCAAUACUUUUUGUGACCGCAACCGUGUGGGUUAUGCACUCUCCAAACAAUAUUUUGGAGGAAGAUCCUAGAAUAAUUUUCAUCGCGAUCGGAACGAUAUUCUCCAAUAUAUGUUGCCGAUUGAUAGUUGCACAGAUGAGCAAUACUAAGUGUGAAACGUUACCCUGGAUAUUAUAUCCCAUUAUUGCAGCUACUCUAAUUUCCUUCAUCUUGCCUAAUAUAGAUCGAGAAUCUAUGUAUGUUGUAUCUGCCAUAUCUUUAGCUGCUCAUUUACAUUAUGGCGCGUGUGUGGUUCGACAAAUGUGCCGGCACUUCCGAAUCAACACAUUCUCGAUAAAGAAUCACUCAGAUUGACUACUUGGUGGCAAUAUAUGCUAAAAACGAAGAUCGAAUUUCAAGAGUGCAAAAGAAGAGAGAAAAGAUCUGAAACGCAGUUAGAGAAGCCAAUUACCGAAAUCUCAACUAGAUGUGUAAUUUACAAUACGAUGUCAACUGCAGUAAUCCUCCACAAUGAUUCCUCAAUCCGAAAAAUAAGUGAUCCCUUGCGAUCGCUCGAUCCUUACGUGUUCUCUAUGGCUAUUAAGAGAUCUCCUUAUAAUCCCAAGUGAUCCCUGAGAAUAUGUGAUAAUAUCUGAUCCCAUGAUUCUUAAGUGUUUCUUGAAAAUCUCACAGUGAUCCGUAAACGAUCGUCUAUGACACCUCAAAAUUGCAUUGUUCCAUAAAAGAUAUCAAGAUCUGUAUAUGGUUCUUUUACCUCCCUCCUUUUUCAAUUCCGGUUUUUCUUUCCAUUAUUUAUUAUCUUUUCAAUAUAGUAAAUUAUACUGCCUUCUUAUUAAAUUAUCAGGUUCUUGUUCAUUUGUGGGUAAAUCUACCGACAAUAGGUAUGCCAAUCAAAGGAAAAUACGCUUAUCGGUCGCAUACAACUUGGUCAGAAUUAUCAAAAUUUAUUCAAUUUGAGCUUUUUCACUCGAAGUUUGGCGAGUUGUCAAAGGAUUUCUUUAGACUGUGGAUAUUGGCCCUGCAAGCAAUGCUCAUAAGUUAAGACGUUAAAUCAAAGCAACGUCAAAAGUGUUGUUUCUAAAAUGUUGACAGCUCUCACAAUAAAAGUGAGGAGGGUCGUUUUUUAUUGGUUACGGUUCCAUGACUUUACGUGAUUAGAAAAUAUAUUAGGUGAAGAUAUAUUUACAGGCCCUGCUGGCAGGACGAAUACGAAUCAUGUCUUUUAAAAUUUGCCUACCUUUACUGUUUCGAAAGUUGUCCAUCAAUAACGAGAAAAAUCUUCACAAGAAAUGCGAAAUGGCCUGAUAACUUAUAGGGAUAUAGUGUUACAAUUACAUUUUUAUGUUAGUUCAAUCACAGACUCAUUCAAUUAUUCAUUCUUCCCGUAUUUUCACCAAAAUACUAUUAUGGUUUGGUUUUGGCUCGUGUGUAAGUAUCAUAAAUGCACCCUCUUCGUUUUUAACAUAUAUUGUCCCUCGGACGCUAGACCAUCUCUGUUAUAAUUAUCCCUAGGAUUAAAAAAAUUAAAUGUCAUGAACAAAUUUCUUCGUCUCUUCUAAAAAUACUUUUAAUUAAAAGAUGUUUUUAUUAGAAACAAAGAAGUCAGCCUUAGCAAGGAAUUCAGGCUCGUAAGUUGAGUUUUAAAUAACUUACUUUCCGGCUCUGAAAUCUACGAAGAAGUUGAAAAACUCGUUAAUCCCUCGGCGAUCUGAUUACAUCUGAUUAUCGUAAAGUGAAUGAUGACUAGUUAAAUUCGAAUUAAUUGUUAAUUAUUUUCAGAACGCCGAAUGGUUAGAAAGACUAUUUUAUAAGGUCUUACAUUUAAGAUCCUAGUCACAUUUAAUUGCAUUCGCUUAUAUACGUAUUCUGAAAAUAAUACGUAGGAAAAAAGGCAACUGAAAUAAGGGGAGAAUGAGUUCGAAGAUGAACAAAUUUUAGGGAUCUGAACUAGUUGGUAAAAGCUUGAAUUAACUCAUGUCUUUGAUCCAUUCCUCAUUUUCUCGUGCUCAUCCUCCUCGGAUAUAAGAAAAUAAGGUCUGUAACAGCCAGUCAAUAGGCGUAAGAAAAUUUGUCAUGCAUCCCAUUUAUUUAUUUAAGCUGUAUAAAUUGAUUUUAAGCAUCACCAAAUGUUGAACACAGCUUUCAUUGUGUUCGAUGAAGCUGUACUUUUAAGAUGUAUGUACUUUAACUCAGAACGAAAAACGGUUCUAUAGUAAUUCUCGAAAUCAAGCAUUUCAAGUGGCAUUUAGGUAAAAAUACUACGUAAUAGAAUUUAUUGAUGAUUCUACAACUACGAAAUAUGUACAAACUAGUUAUGAAUUGUGUAAGUUAUGAGUACUUGCAGCCUAUCAAAGAUGAAAUGUGUGUACAUAAAAAAUACAUUAAACUAAUUUUUAACAAAGAAAAAUCA
This is a messenger RNA of Belonocnema kinseyi, 3673 nucleotides long. RefSeq names its product ethanolaminephosphotransferase 1-like. Gene Ontology annotation, molecular function: ethanolaminephosphotransferase activity. Bases 454 to 1617 code for a protein of 387 amino acids. Gene Ontology annotation, biological process: phosphatidylethanolamine biosynthetic process. NCBI's taxonomy places the organism in Eukaryota, Metazoa, Arthropoda, Insecta, Hymenoptera, Cynipidae. The record is from RefSeq and is a predicted model, not a curated record. Gene Ontology annotation, cellular component: endoplasmic reticulum membrane; Golgi apparatus. The transcript has 9 exons.